UUUUUUUUAAAAAAAAAAGGGGGGUAGUAUACUAUGUAACAUUGAUAAUAAUGAUAAUAACAAUAACAAUAGCUAAAUCUAUAAAAAUAUUGAUCACGUAUUAUAAUAAAAAGCAUUCUUAAGAUAUCAUUACAACAAUUUCUACAAUAUAAAAUAUAAAAUGUAUGGAAGAGUACACAAGCAAACAACGACUUUGCCUCGUGUUGAUGUCAUCCGUUAGAGUAUUGCCCACCCUUACUCUUUAUCUGUUAAGACUGUCGAUGAGGCUAUGGCCUUCUCUAAUACUUAUGCCCCUGAGCAUCUUAUCAUCCAUCUUGAAAAUGCCGCCAAGGUCAUCCCAUUGGUUGAUAACGCUGUUAGUGCCUUUGUUGGUCCUUACUCCCCUAAAAGUUUCGGUGAUUAUGCUUCAGGUACUAGCCAUACUUUACCUACCCGUGGUUAUGCUCGUAUGUACUCUGAUGUCAACACCAAUGGUUUCCUUAAGCAUAUUACCUCUCAGGAAUGUACUGCUGAUGGCAUGAAUAACCUUGCUGAAAUUGAAGGUUUGGAUGCUCACAGAAACGCUGUUGCUGUCCGUGUUGUUAUCCGUGUUGCUGAUAUCAGGAAGUAAAGAAUGCAUAUGAAAUUGAAUGAAAAAAAGGAUGGAUG
Molecule: messenger RNA, 648 nt
Organism: Cokeromyces recurvatus
Lineage: Eukaryota; Fungi; Mucoromycota; Mucoromycetes; Mucorales; Mucoraceae
Product: histidinol dehydrogenase
Exons: 1
Coding region: 269-610 (113 amino acids)
Biological process (GO): L-histidine biosynthetic process
Cellular component (GO): cytoplasm
Molecular function (GO): metal ion binding; NAD binding; histidinol dehydrogenase activity
Source: RefSeq, a predicted model, not a curated record